AUCCGGAGGGGACGGCCCAGCCAGGCUGGGGUCCGCGCGGGGCCUCCCGAGAGGCGGCAAGGGGCGCUGGGAAGGCGCAAGCCCGCGCCGGCUCCCUGCGGAUGCCCGGGUCGGAGAGGGGCGCCCGGGAGGGGCGGGUCUACUGGCACGUGGAGGGGCCGGCCCGGGUUCGCGGUUCCCCGUGCCCAGGCAGGAGGGGCUGCAGACGCCUGAGCUCCGUAGGGGUUGGGGCUGGGGGCUGCGGAGCUGUCUACAUCGGACUCCUCCGGGUCAGCCCGUUAGGAGCCGCCUCCCCUCUGCCCCUCCGAAGAGACGAGCGGCCCAGACAGGCCUGGGAAGGCCCCUCUGCCCCGUCAGGGGUGAAAAGCAAAGCUGGAAGGAUUCGGAGAGGGUUGGGGCCGUCUUCCUCAUCCUUCCUUUUCUCGGGGCUCCCGUGGCGACGUCAUGGCAAAUUCCCAAACUGGACGGAUCCGGCUCGGGUUACGUCCAGCAGGGCCGAGUCGGCCCAGGCCGGCCCCGGGGUCCUCGGUGCCGGCUGGAGGGGCUGGGCACCUCUGGGGCGGGGUUCUGCUCCACCUGCCCUCGGCGCGGACUGUGCCCUCGGCAGGCACGCGGACCGGCGGGGUAGGGCUAGGGCCCGGCUUCUCUGGGCCAAGGAUCAAGGUCCCUGCCUGGGUUAGGCCCCCACGCAUUCCAGUCUUCGGAACCCGGCCUCUGAAGAGGGCGCAGUAGGGCCCCAGCGGAGCGCGAGAACCCGCUCUACAGCCUAUUGCUUCCCCGCCCUGGGCAGAGCCACCUGGACAUGAGACCCGCCCUCAAUGCCGAAGCCUCUCGGAAGCAAUCUUUCGGGACGGAAGUUAAGUAGCCCCGAGCGGGAGGCUGUGGCGGAAGUGGUCGCGUUACCGCUUGUUUGUGCGCAUGCGCCACUCUCGUCGGCCGCCGCGCUUUCAGGAGGUGCUUUUGGUUCUCUCCGGUCUUGUCCACACUAGGGGGUGCACGUACUCCCAACUGUGGUCGCGCUCUCACCCCUUCUGCUGCUCUCGUGGCCCCCUCGCGAUGGCGGGCAUCCUGUUUGAGGAUAUUUUCGAUGUGAAGGAUAUUGACCCGGAGGGCAAGAAGUUUGACCGAGGUAAGUAAGUGUCUCGACUGCAUUGUGAGAGUGAAUCUUUCAAGAUGGAUCUAAUCUUAGAUGUAAACAUUCAAAUUUACCCUGUAGACUUGGGUGACAAGUUUCGGUUGGUCAUAGCUAGUACCUUGUAUGAAGAUGGUACCCUGGAUGAUGGUGAAUACAACCCCACUGAUGAUAGGCCUUCCAGGGCUGACCAGUUUGAGUAUGUAAUGUAUGGAAAAGUGUACAGGAUUGAGGGAGAUGAAACUUCUACUGAAGCAGCAACACGCCUCUCUGCGUACGUGUCCUAUGGGGGCCUGCUCAUGAGGCUGCAGGGGGAUGCCAACAACCUGCAUGGAUUCGAGGUGGACUCCAGAGUUUAUCUCCUGAUGAAGAAGCUAGCCUUCUGAACCUCGCCUGAAGCCAGCCUCUCUGCCAAGUCACUCAGGUCAUGGGCAUUGUUCAAGCCUGAGUGGCAGCCGCUCUUGCUCACCUGUUGAGGAAGGGCUGGCUCACUGUCCACCGUGGCGGCAUCUUUAACUGGCCUCCACUCAAUGGGAAACUGACUCGCCUGUGAAAGACACAGUGGGAGAGCUGAAAAUGAAUCAGAAGCUUUAUGUAUAUGAUUUUUAAAUUAAACUUUACUUUUUCAGACUGCCCCUCCCCUUUUUGUAAAAAGUCCAUUUACUGUAAAAUCAUUUUUUCCAGUU
Pan troglodytes (chimpanzee) is the source of this 1818-nucleotide messenger RNA. RefSeq names its product RNA polymerase II, I and III subunit H (gene POLR2H). Gene Ontology annotation, biological process: DNA-templated transcription. Bases 1174 to 1518 code for a protein of 114 amino acids. Gene Ontology annotation, cellular component: RNA polymerase II, core complex; RNA polymerase III complex; RNA polymerase I complex. The record is from RefSeq and is a predicted model, not a curated record. NCBI's taxonomy places the organism in Eukaryota, Metazoa, Chordata, Mammalia, Primates, Hominidae. The transcript is spliced from 6 exons.